CUUAAACUAGUCGAUUUGGAUUGGACUGCCCUCCAAGUUUUAUAGAUAGAAAAAUAAAAGAAACAGAGAGAGAGAGAAUGGGAUCUAUAAUAUCAAGCUUCCUAGGAGGCGGCGCAACCGCAGAGGCAGCAGCAGCGACAUCAUCGGAGGCAUCAUCAUCUCGCAUCCUCUCCUUUCAUUCUCCGGCCAGAUGGCAGCUCCAUUUCAACAACUCCAAAGACUCCUCCCAACUCAUGGUGAUUGAUUUCGCUGCGUCGUGGUGUGGGCCCUGCAAGUUCAUGGAGCCCGCCAUCCACGCCAUGGCCUCCAAGUUCACCGAGGUCGAAUUCGCAAAGAUCGACGUUGAUGAAUUACCUGAUGUGGCACAGGAGUUUCAGGUGCAGGCAAUGCCAACUUUUGUGUUGGUGAAGAAUGGGAAGGAAGUGGACAGGGUGGUUGGGGCCAAGAAAGAUGAGCUUGAGAAGAAGAUUGAGAAGCACAAGGCCAUCCAAGCUGCAGUUUGAUCAUGAUGAUGAUCAUAAUUAAAAAUCCUUUCAUGGUUUCAUCUCAUUUUCCAUAAAUUUCACUGAUUAUCAUGAUGAUAUAACUGGGAUAUAGUAUUUGAUGAUAAUGAUGAAAAUUUAUUAUAUUUUCUGAAGUAAA
This is a messenger RNA of Quercus robur (English oak), 642 nucleotides long. RefSeq names its product thioredoxin H2. NCBI's taxonomy places the organism in Eukaryota, Viridiplantae, Streptophyta, Magnoliopsida, Fagales, Fagaceae. The record is from RefSeq and is a predicted model, not a curated record. The transcript is spliced from 3 exons. The coding region runs from base 78 to 503 and encodes 141 amino acids.